This is a messenger RNA of Ahaetulla prasina, 627 nucleotides long. RefSeq names its product extracellular fatty acid-binding protein-like. The transcript has 6 exons. The record is from RefSeq and is a predicted model, not a curated record. Bases 1 to 627 code for a protein of 208 amino acids. NCBI's taxonomy places the organism in Eukaryota, Metazoa, Chordata, Lepidosauria, Squamata, Colubridae.
AUGAAAUCCCUGCUGUUCGCUUUGGGCCUCGCCCUCUGCUGCUUCGUCCAGGCUAAUCAGGAUGAGCGAUUUGAGCGUAGUGAUCUUCGUAGGUUCAUUGGAGACUGGAACGUUAGAGCGAUCGCAACUGAUUGCCAGAAGGUAAAGGAAAUGUUUCCCCGCAUGCCAGCAUCUCCCAUCUCCUUUAAGCAAAUGUCGCCGGACGAACUGAAAAUGACCAUGGUGAUAGCCACGCCACAAGGGUGCAGGACAAUGACUCCGAUGCUCAAGAGAGAAAACGGGGUCUUCACCUCUACGUGUGGGAACGGCGUCAAAAAGACGGUGGAAAUGAUCAACCUGAAUGAAAACUUUAUGUCCGUCCUUGUCACUAUUUCCCAUCAGAAUGGCCAGUGCACAAUGGCAACACUUUUGAGUGGAAACAGGCCAAGGGCCCACUCAGGUCUGACUGUUCUCUCCACAGGCAGGGAUCUGGAGGACCUUACGGUGGCCAUUGAGGAUUUCAAAGCCUUUGUUGCUAGGAACGGCCCGGAAGGCGAAGAGAUUCACAUCCUGCCCACAAAAGGUGACCAGAGCGGAGGCCUCGAAACGGCCGAGAGAAAUGGCUGGGCAUGUUUUGGACUUGGCUAA